Messenger RNA from Sciurus carolinensis (gray squirrel), 3051 nucleotides. RefSeq names its product leucine carboxyl methyltransferase 2 (gene Lcmt2). The record is from RefSeq and is a predicted model, not a curated record. Gene Ontology annotation, molecular function: tRNA methyltransferase activity; protein binding. The transcript has a single exon. Gene Ontology annotation, biological process: tRNA methylation; wybutosine biosynthetic process. NCBI's taxonomy places the organism in Eukaryota, Metazoa, Chordata, Mammalia, Rodentia, Sciuridae. The coding region runs from base 88 to 2145 and encodes 685 amino acids.
CCAUACGGAGGAACGUGAGAUCCGUAUAGGCGAACAGCCGGGCGGUUCACGACUGUGACGGACGCCGUUCCUGAGUUUCUCCUGGCCAUGGGCCCGCGGAGCCGGGAGCGGCGGGCGGGAGCAGUACAGAGUACCAAUGACAGCAGCGGUCUCAGCAAGAGUUCCCUGGCUGCGCGCGGGUACGUGCAGGACCCCUUCGCUGCGCUGUUGGUUCCGGGGACCGCGCGCCGCGCGCCGCUUAUUCACAGAGGUUACUACGUCCGCGCGCGCGCUGUGCGGCACUGCGUGCACGCCUUCCUGAAGCGAACGCGUGCGUGCCCCGAGGCACCUCGCGCCCAGAUUUUGUCUUUGGGCGCGGGUUCUGACUCGCUAUACUUUUGCCUCAAAACUGCUGGCCUCCUGACCAGGGCUGCAGUAUGGGAGGUGGAUUUCCCGAAUGUGGCGUGGCGCAAAGCCGAGAGAAUUGCAGAGACACAGGAACUGUGCGCGUUAACUGGGCCGUUCCAGAGGGGCGGUCCAGCGUCUGUGCUGUGCUUUCAGAGCGUGGACUACUGCAUUCUGGGCUUGGACCUACAGCAGAUCCAGGAAUUGGAUGAGGCCCUGGCGGCCGCGGGCCUGGACGUGGCCUCACCCACUCUGCUCCUGGCUGAGGCGGUGCUGACCUACCUCGAGCCGGAUAGUGCUGCAUCCCUGAUCACGUGGGCAGCCCGGCGUUUUCCUGAUGCCCUUUUCGUGAUCUAUGAGCAAAUGAAGCCUCAGGAUGCAUUUGGGCACUUCAUGCUGCAACACUUUCAGCAGCUGAAUUCUCCCCUUCAUGGUCUGGACCGCUUUCCAGACGUGGAGUCCCAGCGGUUCCGCUUCCUUCAAGCUGGCUGGACUGCCUGCAGUGCCAUGGAUAUGAAUGAAUUCUAUCACCGCUUUCUCCCCGCAGAGGAACGCCGGCGAAUGGAAAAUCUUGAAACCUUUGAUGAGUUUGAGGAGUGGCAUCUCAAGUGUGCCCACUAUUUCGUUUUGGCAGCUUCUAGGGGAGACACCCUGUCCCAGACUCUGGUGUUUCCACCCUCAGAGGCAUUUCCUCAGGUAGACCCUGCUUCGCCUUCAGGAGUCUUCAGUGCCAGAAUAGUCUCUAGUGACAAUCAGGGCCCAACCCUUAAGGCAUAUGGCCAUGCCUCUGUCCUCCUGAGCUGGGGCCUUAUUCUCAGUGCAGGAGGCUUUGGAGAACAGGAGAGGCGGCACUGCCGAGUGAGCAAAUUUCACUUGCUCUCAAGAAAUUGUGACUCUGAAUGGAAAGGGUUCCAAAUAGACAGUUGGGGGACUGGAACCCAGUGGGAUGGACGUCUUUAUCACACCAUGACAAGACUUUCAGAUACUCAGGUUCUGGUUCUGGGAGGGAGACUAUCCCCAGUAAGUCCAGCCUUGGGCCCUCUACAGAUUCAUUUAUUUAAGAAUGAAGAUAAUAGCACUGAGAGCCUGAAUGUGACAGUAACAAAGGCAGAUCCAGAAGAUUUCACUUUGUCUUGUUGGCGGCAUUCAACAACUGAAGUGUCCUAUCAGAAUCAGAAAUAUUUGUUUGUGUAUGGGGGUCGAAGUGUGCUAGAACCUGUACUGAGUAACUGGCAUUUCCUGCAUGUAGGGACAAUGACUUGGGUCAGGAUCCCAGUGGAGGGGGCAGCACCUGAAGCUAGGCAUUCCCACAGUGCCUGCAGUUGGCAAGGGGGAGCCCUUAUUGCUGGAGGUCUUGGGGCUUCUGAGGAGCCAUUGAACUCUGUACUCUUUCUGAGGCCAAUCUCUUAUGGAUUUCUUUGGGAAUCAAUAGAUAUCCAGCCUCCCAUUACCCCAAGAUACUCCCACACAGCUCAUAUACUCAAUGGAAAGCUGCUACUGGUGGGAGGGGUCUGGAUUCAUUCUUCCUUAAUCCCGGGAGUGACUGUUAUCAAUUUGACUACAAGAUCGAGCUCUGAGUAUCAGAUUGACACAACAUGUGUGCCGCGGCCACUAAUGUUACACAACCAUACCAGCAUCCUCCUUCCUGAAGAGCAACAACUCUUGCUCCUUGGAGGUGGGGGGAACUGCUUUUCCUUUGGCACUUAUUUCAACCCCCAUACAGUGACAUUAGACCUUUCUUCUUUAAUUGUUGGGCAGUAAAGACUGAACUCUUGAUAUAUUCAGAACUCACUAGACAAUAAAGGUUUCCACAAAUUGGACUUGAAUCUGGCUCUAGAUAUUGCUGCUUCUUCCUCCUUUUUUGUUUUUCUCCUUAGCUCCAAAGGAGUUUUAAGAAAGUGAAAAAGGGGCUGGGGAUAUAGCUCAGUUGGUAGAGUGCUUGCCUCCCAAGCCCAAGGCCCUGGGUUUAAAUCUCCAGCACCAAAAAAAAAAUGUGAAAAAGGGUAUUAAAAUACAUACCAACAAUCAGAGAGAUGAUAUAGUUAGAACAAUCAUACAGUCCUAGAGCAAGGACUUUUGCAUUCAUGUAUCCUGUUUAUUGGACUUUUACCAUCUUCAAAUCUAAGUUUAGCCAUUUAUUGAGUUUUAGUGGCCUUCAUACUAAGGCAAGUAUAAAAUUUCCCAAACCUAGGUCUUGUGACUUGAGAAUGUACCUUAGAAAAAGUUACACACAGAUUCUUGGUAAGAAAUAAAGUUGAAUAUAGUGGAAGGAACAUGAAGAACAUGGCAUUAACUUAAUUAUUUGCGUAUGAAAUCUAAGUGAAGACAGUUGAAGUUUUGUUAAGGUAUUGUGCUUUUAAGUGCCACUCAACAGCUUUAACAAGAAGCAUUGUAUGACUAUUGAAAACCAUGUUUUAAUUUAUUUUUUGCUACUUAUUUUAUAUUUAUUUAGAUUUAUAAGUGCCAAUAAACCAGAUAUUUGAUGACUCAAUUCAUAUUGUACAUGGCAUAAUAAUGUUUUGUUCUACUCUACCUUUCACUGUCCAUCCAUCCCUAUGUUCUGUGCCCAAAGCACCUUACUUUGAUGGACUGCAUCAAUCAACUCUAGUUUUUGGUUGAGUUCUACUAGAGGCACUACAAGAGGGGAAUAGGGGCAGGAAGAGUGAA